Messenger RNA from Temnothorax curvispinosus, 1174 nucleotides. RefSeq lists its product as uncharacterized. The transcript is spliced from 3 exons. The record is from RefSeq and is a predicted model, not a curated record. The coding region runs from base 522 to 869 and encodes 115 amino acids. Lineage: Eukaryota; Metazoa; Arthropoda; Insecta; Hymenoptera; Formicidae.
AUUGAAAGUUCGUGCAAAAAAUAUACGGAUUUCACGUAUCACAUUUCAUUUCAAUUGAAAAGUACGUGAUGGUUGAUGUAACCGUUUUUAUACAACUAACUCGGACGCGAUGCGCCGUAAAGAGAGAUUAACAAUCAUUUUAAGAGAGGGGUGUGUCUUAAUAUUUUCACGGAUGUUCCUUGUUUCAUAUAUUUUUGUGUUGCUUUCGCGUGUUUGGAACGAUUACCUAUAACAACAACAAGUUGGUCGCGCAACGAAAGGCAUUACAUUUCGUUAACGGCCUGUUUCGCAAUAGGUGAACGGUCAAGGUACGUGCACAUACGUAACAGAGAGUAGAGAGCGACCGUAAAAAUGCGAUUUUAGAGCGGGCGUGCCGUAGAGAUCCGCGUUCAAAAAUGACGCAUAUUGCGAUAUCGUUAAUAUAGAGUGUCCCGAAAAUACCGGAAAUCUUUUUAAAAACAAUUUCCUUGUUAACGAUAGAUUCUCUAAUCGACUUGGAAGUCAGUCUUUCCUCAGCAAGAAUGUCGAAGUAUCGUGCGAGAGAGAUGACCAGGAAAAUGGAACGGAAAAUGAUAAUUACGUGGAACGAACGAAACAUUUUAUUGGUUUUUUGCUUUUUCGUCACGUCAAUUACUCUCACGUCGACAUACGAUCCAAAUGACAAGUCCCUGAAGGAUAUUCUUUUGCCGGAGGGUCAGUUUGAGGCGUUUUACCUGAAAGGUAUGCAAGAAGAGGAGCAAAACGCCGUGAGACCGCCCCACCUUCAUGGGUCCUUUCAUCAGCACCGAAAUCCUGCAUUGGUUGACGCGCCCAACAGCGCGGCAUACGGAUUUCGUUUCGACGGGAAACGUCGCUUUAACUUCAGUUGAAUUAUCGCGUAGAAAAAAAAAGAUACUUAAAUGAAAACGAAAGAGCAUUGAAUAUGACAGAAAUAUUACUGACGCUUUCAUCAAGAAUUGCGGUUAUCGUUGAAAUAUGAAGAUCAGGAGUACGUAGAUGCCAGGCAGUUAGCGGUUAGACGGUUAGAUUUGCAUCAUUUUGCUUAGUCAAGCGUGUAAAUUGAAAGUAUUUAUGCAUAAGAAAAUUUCACAUGUGUAUCCUCUUUUCUUUAGAUGAAAACUGUGAAUGUGGUUUUACCAUAAUUAUUUUAAUAAUUAUAUAGUUGACAUAUUUU